AUGGCAUGGGCUAAGGGCUUCUGGAGAAAUGAGGAAACAAGUAUAGAGUCAGUGAAGAAGUUCUUAGAGAAUGAAUGUGAAAUGGCAAUGACAAUGGAUGGGUUGCCAGACAAGUUCUUUGAGUCCUUUAUCAUGAAAGGCAUUAAAGUUGAUCUCCUUGAACCAAGUCGUAUUGUUUGCUCCUUCAAAGUACCCCCUCGUUUGUUGAAAGGAGGCAAUUUCAUGCACGGUGCAGCCUAUGCUUACCCUGGUGAGGAAGUUGAGAUUGAGGCCAAGGCUUUACGAGUUUGGAAGGCAAUUGGUGUUGCCAGUGUUGAGUUAAGGAAGAAGAAGACAUGUAAAAUUAUGGCUCAGGGCCGUCAUACCAAGUACCUUGCUCUCACUACCAAAAUCUAAAUAGCUUGGAAGUUGGAACCGAGACAAUUCAGUCUGUGUUCCUGUGUAAAGAUUUUUCAACAGUGAAUAAAUUUAAUUGAAUUAUAUAAAUUCAUAGUUUGAGAUACAAA
Messenger RNA from Prunus persica (peach), 506 nucleotides. RefSeq names its product acyl-coenzyme A thioesterase 13. NCBI's taxonomy places the organism in Eukaryota, Viridiplantae, Streptophyta, Magnoliopsida, Rosales, Rosaceae. The coding region runs from base 1 to 396 and encodes 131 amino acids. The record is from RefSeq and is a predicted model, not a curated record. The transcript has 2 exons. Gene Ontology annotation, molecular function: fatty acyl-CoA hydrolase activity.